This is a messenger RNA of Sphaerulina musiva SO2202, 2434 nucleotides long. RefSeq lists its product as uncharacterized. NCBI's taxonomy places the organism in Eukaryota, Fungi, Ascomycota, Dothideomycetes, Mycosphaerellales, Mycosphaerellaceae. The record is from RefSeq and is a predicted model, not a curated record. The coding region runs from base 64 to 1626 and encodes 520 amino acids. The transcript has a single exon. Gene Ontology annotation, biological process: microtubule-based movement.
CUGUACCACAGGCACCGUGGCAGUCUGCUUGACAACCGCCCAUUCUGCUCCCCUCCAUCAAAUAUGGCUGCGACUGCUAGUACCGCCGCCGCCAUCACCACCACCACCACCACCACUUCGUCACGCCCACGACCAUCGCACUCGGCACUCCAAGCUGGCCCCUCACCGCGGAGCCCACGAACACCACAGCUUGGCCGUAGCAUCUCCUCGCAGUUUGGCAGUCCCAGCGGCUUCCGCUCCGACCAAGACGACAUCAUCCUCUACGAGAUCGGGCCUCGUUCCUUGUCCGCCGGUUUCGCUGGUGAGAGCAGGCCACGAUGCAUUCUGCCCUUCACUCCGGACAUGGCGCGAAGGGUCGGCGACUAUAGGCAAUAUGAACCCGGUCAUGCAAGCAGAACUCGGAAGUUCAGGCUGCGCGAGGAAUGGGCAGCGAGCUAUGAGCUUUAUCAGAAUGAUCUGCGUGAGGUGAAUCUCGGACUGGUCGAGGACAAGCUAGAUCGCGCAUUGCGCACCGCGCAUAUAGAUUAUCUACAGCUUGAUUCAAAACCCAGAAAAGCCGCAGUCAUUAUACCUUCGUUACUCCCUACUCGCCUGCUUGAGGCGGUAUUGAAAGUGCUGUUCGGACACUACACACAACCACCUUCCAUCGCUUUAAUCACCCAGCCGGCCAUGUGCUGCGUCAGUGCUGGCCUCAGGGACGGUAUUGUGAUUGACAUUGGCUGGGAGGAGACCGUUGUAACUGCAGUGGGAGAGUACAAGGAAGUGGCACAGAGGCGCAGCGUGAGAGCUGGCAAAGCACUUACGCGUGAAAUGGGAAACAUUAUCGAGGGCUCCGUGCCUAGCGAAGUGGAAGUGAAGGUCACAUUUGACGAGGCAGAAGAUAUCUCACAACGCAUGGCGUGGUGUCAGCAACGCUCGCCGCCAAGCAACGAAGACUCAGCUAUUGUCCAUCUUCCAGUCCCUGGCAGCACUUCAGACGAAUCAUUCUCGAUUUUGUUUGAAAAGCUGGCUGAGCCCGCCGAGAGGGUCUACUUUGCUUCUGGAACCCAGCCUGAUGAUCACGAUGACCACGAUCUGCCUGUUCACAUCCUGGCCUAUCGCUUACUGCUAUCACUUCCGACUGACUUCCGUGCGUUAUGUGUCAGCCGCAUCAUGGUCACUGGCAUCUACGGCAGUCUCCCAGGAUUGAAGCGUCGUUUACUACAAGAGAUUGAUCACCUCAUCAAGACACGUGGAUGGAACCCAGUUUUCAAUUAUGGCAGCGCCACAAGUCACACCAAUCCAGCGUUGAAAGAGCGCUCGCCAAAUACGUUACAUCUUGUACCGCCAGGCAGUACUUCGCCUACUGUGCCGCUAUCACCUAUGAAGAUGCCGCUGCAGGAAGCAAUACCACACAUGGAUCGCGUUCACGACGACAUCAAAGAUCCGAUCACGCAAAAAGCAGAGCGGGCGCAAGCUCAAGGCCGAGUGGAGCCUCCCAUCAAGGGUAUCGUGAGAGGAGUCGAGACUUUAGGUGCAUGGCCCGGUGCUAGUCUGAUGGCGAGCUUGAGAGUGAAGGGUGUAUAUGAAGUCGAACGGGACGACUUUGUAAAAUCCGGCUUGAAAGACCAAGGUGAUCGUCUGUAGGAAAAGAAGCCCACGCCAGAGUAUACCUACUCCUGCCAUGGACAGCUCAUUCCGUACAGCCGCGCUCUUGCUGCACCAGUAGCUCGGACUUUUCGUGCUAUAUGAUCGACUUUGACCAACUUGAGUCAUAGGAGGUACAUAUCUUGUGACUUCUGCUCGUAAGUGUAGCCACCAAGAUGCUAAUUACGACCAUGGAUGCCACUUUUGGGAACCAAUACUACCACCGAGGACAUUUCGAAAAUGCAGUGGCGGAGAAAUCAUGUUACAUUGCGCAGUAGGACGAGAGGGUCUUUCUCCCCUCGUAUAUCAAUGCAGAGAUGCCAUGCUUGACUCCUAGAAUACAGGUAGCUCAAAACUUGCCGGAGCUGGGAGAGACAGAUCUGCAACGGCACUCGCCGAGAACAUCUGCUGACUGGGUAAGAGGACUCCACGCCACCGCUAUAAACUUCAUCAGCGCAACGCCUCUAGCCUUGGCAUUCUUGUCACUUAACAAAGUUGGAAAGAGACGGACAUUCAUGCCAAGUAGAUGCGGCAAUGGCUGCUUGAUGAAGCUUCAGUAAAAUAUCACCCAACCCGGUUUUCAGCGGUCAGCCUCGGUGUCCUCUUCACACGUCUGUUGAUCUGAACCCAAAUUGGCUCUGUGGUAUUGCGCUGGACGUGUGGAGGCGCAAUGCUGCUUGUAGGCGACUUUUGGUCGACUUGCGAUGAAAUAGGUGCCAAUAACGAUGAUCACGGCUUGAUCAGCGAAUGGCCGGCUCCAAAACACCACUGGCUGGCUUUUUUAGUGGCAACGAGAUCAUCUGCUAUG